This is a messenger RNA of Wyeomyia smithii (pitcher-plant mosquito), 735 nucleotides long. Its product is annotated as adult cuticle protein 1-like. The record is from RefSeq and is a predicted model, not a curated record. The transcript has 2 exons. The coding region runs from base 119 to 556 and encodes 145 amino acids. NCBI's taxonomy places the organism in Eukaryota, Metazoa, Arthropoda, Insecta, Diptera, Culicidae.
CUAUCGGUAGUGAUGGGAACCAAAACGGUGCUAUAAAUCGUCGAUUUUUCGUCAACCUCAAUCACAAUUUAAUCAGCGCUCAAGUAGCCAACAACAGGUCAAUCUCCAAAAAAUAAACAUGAAGUUCAUCGCAGUUGCAGUCAUUGUUGCCCUGAUGGCGAUCACCAUCAAAGGAUCGUACGUCCCAGCGGUCUACGCCGGUCAUCACGGAUACGCCGCCGUCGCCCCCGUAGUGACAUAUGCUGCCCAUCACGGAGCACCAACCGUCAUUCAGUCCAAUGAUCAUCACAGCUGGGCCUACGCUAACGCUCACGACAAUCAUUGGGGAUACGCACCGGCCGCCGUUGCCUACAAUAGCUGGGAUGGUCACUGGGGUGCUCCUGCUCUAGCCUAUCACGGUGAUGCUCACUGGAACCAUGGUGCCGUUGUGGCCCCAGUUCAUCAUGCCGCUUCGUACGUCGCUGCCAACCGAGGAGCGGUUCACAAGGCUCCUCUAGUUGGACAUGCUCUCAACCAGAAGUCGCUGAAUCUUGCUCCGGCUCCUGGUACUUGGUAAAGAAAAAAGGAUCAACAAACGAUGUGAUAAAAAUCUCAGCUUCUUUCUCGAAUAUUUGUGGACAUGUGACAGUUGUUGAAUGAUUUUAAACAAAUUGAUUAGCGGUAUAUUUUGAAUGAGCUUCAAUUAUUAAUUUCAAGAUUUCCUUAAAAAGUGUAACUAGUCGCCAAAAGUGAUUG